AUAGUUAUUUCCCCUUUGAUAUCUCUAAUGGAAGAUCAAGUCCUUGGCCUCAAGGCAUCUAAUAUCCCAGCAUGUUUAUUGGGUUCUGCUCAAGAAAAUACUGCUAGAGUGAAAUCGGAAUUACUCAGAGGUGAAUACAGGCUACUGUAUAUUACUCCAGAAUUUGCCUGUAGUGGUACUGACAUCCUCAAAACACUUAAUGAUGAAAUAGGUAUGGACUUGAUAGCUAUAGAUGAAGCUCAUUGUGUCUCGCAGUGGGGGCAUGAUUUUAGAAAUGCUUAUAGAUCACUUGGUCAACUGAAGAAACAGUUCCCUCAGAUUCCCAUAGUAGCCCUGACAGCAACAGCCACAUUGGAAGUAAGAAAAGAUAUCUGUAGUUCUUUACAUCUUAAAAAACCUACUGUAACAUGCACUGGCUUUGAUAGACCGAACUUAUUUCUAUCAGUAGCCAAUAAAAGUAAUAUUAUAUGUGAUCUGCGUACACAGUUAGUUCUCCAAGAUAAAGUGCUAAGUUUUCAAGGGCCCACCAUAAUAUACUGUCCUACUAAAAAAUCUACCAUGCAGGUUACUGAAGUGUUACAGGGUAUGAAAGUUCCCUGUCUACCCUACCAUGCUGGGCUAUCUCUUAAUGAACGGAAGAAAGCACAUCAUCAGUUUGUGAAUGACCAAGUUCAAGUGGUUGUAGCAACCGUAGCCUUUGGUAUGGGAAUUGACAAACCAGAUGUCAGGAAAGUCAUACACUAUGGAGCACCAAAAGAUAUAGAGUCUUACUAUCAGGAAAUUGGUCGAGCUGGAAGAGAUGGUUUCCCUAGCAACUGUCAGGUUUUCUAUUCUGCUGCUGAUUUUAAUGUCUCCAGACAUUUUAUAAAUGAAAUCAGUAACGUCAAACAUCAGGAACAUAAAAUGGAAAUGUUACGAAAGUUGCAGCAAUAUUUAAGCACUACUGGCUGUAGAAGAAGAAUAUUAUUGGCCCAUUUUGAAGGAAAAACUUUAGAAGAUAUUGGAGGUUCUGAUAAAUGCUGUGAUAACUGCAGAAGCAAUUCAACAGUAGGUUGGAAUAAAACAGUGGACCUGACAGCUGAUGUCCAAGAUUACAGUUCAGAGGCCAAACUCUUCUAUAAUGCUAUGGAGGCUUUGAACUCACGAUUUGGUAUGACUGUUAUUAUACAAUUCCUUGGUGGGUCGAACAGUCAGAAAGUUAGUAAAUUUUACAAUAAACCAGGCUACGGCAAGGGCAAGCAUAAAACACAGAAGUGGUGGAAAGCUUUUGGGAAAUGUUUACUUGUGGAAGGAUAUUUAAAAGAAAAGGCCAUAGAAGGAGGCUUUGGAUCUACAAUCGAAAUUUCUAACAAAGGUUUUGAUUGGUUAAAUCAAUCUACCUCUCAAGCAAUCAAACUACAACCGUCACAUGACUUGUUGAACGAAGAAAAGAAUACCACAAUCAAACCUUCCUUUAACAUUACUGUCAAGUAA
Lottia gigantea (owl limpet) is the source of this 1473-nucleotide messenger RNA. RefSeq lists its product as hypothetical. Gene Ontology annotation, biological process: double-strand break repair via homologous recombination; telomere maintenance; DNA replication. The transcript has 15 exons. Gene Ontology annotation, molecular function: nucleic acid binding; 3'-5' DNA helicase activity; four-way junction helicase activity. The record is from RefSeq and is a predicted model, not a curated record. NCBI's taxonomy places the organism in Eukaryota, Metazoa, Mollusca, Gastropoda, Lottiidae. Gene Ontology annotation, cellular component: nucleoplasm; cytoplasm; nucleus. The annotation marks the transcript as partial.